This is a messenger RNA of Chrysochloris asiatica (Cape golden mole), 1020 nucleotides long. It is a transcript of the gene A3GALT2, whose product is annotated as alpha 1,3-galactosyltransferase 2. The transcript is spliced from 5 exons. Gene Ontology annotation, biological process: carbohydrate metabolic process. Gene Ontology annotation, cellular component: Golgi apparatus; membrane; vesicle. The record is from RefSeq and is a predicted model, not a curated record. Gene Ontology annotation, molecular function: hexosyltransferase activity. The coding region runs from base 1 to 1020 and encodes 339 amino acids. Lineage: Eukaryota; Metazoa; Chordata; Mammalia; Afrosoricida; Chrysochloridae.
AUGACGAUGCUUCCAGGAAGGGCCUGGAAGAGAAUCUUCUGGUUGCUGAUUCUACUUACACUUUGUACCAUAAGCCUGCUCCAGUAUGGGCUCCUUAUAAUCAGGCAACUAGAAGCUCUCAUCCCCAUGGGUGUCUGCACUGCAGGCCAAAUGGCCCUACUGAGUGACAACUUCACUGGUCCCCUGCAUCCCUGGGCCAGGCCUGAAGUUCUGACCUGCACCGCCUGGGGGGCCCCCAUUAUUUGGGAUGGCACCUUUGACCCAGCUAAGGCCCACCAAAAGGCUAGACAGCAGAACUUCACCAUUGGGCUGACUGUCUUUGCUGUAGGAAGGUAUCUGGAGAAGUAUCUGGCGCGCUUCUUGGAGACAGCCGAGCAGCAUUUCAUGGUGGGCCAGCGCGUGGUGUACUAUGUGUUUACAGAUCGCCCUGACGCCGUGAAGCACGUGACGCUUGGCAAGAGGCGACGGCUGCGCUUGGAGCACGUGAAACGGAAGCAGCGCUGGCAGGACGUGUCCAUGGGGCGCAUGCGUACGCUUCACGAAGCGUUGGGCGGACAGCUGGGCCGCGAGGCGCAAUUUGUGUUUUGCAUGGACGUGGAUCAGUACUUCAGCAACGCUUUCGGGCCUGAGACGCUGGGCGAGUUAGUGGCGCAGCUGCACGCCUGGCACUACCACUGGCCGAGGUGGCUGCUGCCCUUUGAACGCAGUGCGCUCUCGGCCGCCGUGCUGGCACCUGCUGAGGGCGACUUCUACUACCACGCGGCUGUUUUCGGGGGCAGCGUGGCAGGGCUGCGUCAGCUGACAGCACACUGCACGCAGGCCAUGGAGCGGGACCAAUUGCGCGGCUUGGAGGCGGUCUGGCACGACGAGAGCCAUCUCAACAAGUUCUUCUGGCUGCACAAGCCCACCAAGGUGUUGUCGCCUGAGUUCUGCUGGAGCCCGAAAAUCGGCCAGCGGGCAGAGAUCCACAGCCCGCGCCUGCUCUGGGCUCCCAAGGAGUACACCCUGGUGCGCAACUAG